Rhododendron vialii is the source of this 2639-nucleotide messenger RNA. RefSeq names its product cytochrome P450 734A1-like. The coding region runs from base 560 to 2179 and encodes 539 amino acids. Gene Ontology annotation, biological process: brassinosteroid homeostasis; brassinosteroid metabolic process. The transcript is spliced from 6 exons. The record is from RefSeq and is a predicted model, not a curated record. NCBI's taxonomy places the organism in Eukaryota, Viridiplantae, Streptophyta, Magnoliopsida, Ericales, Ericaceae. Gene Ontology annotation, molecular function: monooxygenase activity; heme binding; iron ion binding.
ACACCUCACUUCUUCAUUCUUUUCUUUCUUGUUCUUGCAUUUAUUUAAAGUGAGGGAAAGUGAGGGAGAGAAAAGAGAGUCGGCCAAGAGAGAGAAGAGGAAAAAAAAAUUUCAAACACCACUACCUUGCCACCUUUCCACCACCACUCAAAACCAUCAUUCGAUCUUUAAAUUCCAAAAGUCUAAAAGUUGUUCGGAUUCGUAGUUAAAAGAAAAUUAAUUUUCUUUUCAUCAAAUUCCAACUGAGGCGACGACACUCUGUUUCGACCCGACGAAUCCGUAACCCGCUACAGCCAAGAAGAACGAAGAUAAGCACACGAAGAAAAGGCUGCUCCAUCCAACACUAUAUAACUCAAAGGAGGGAGAGAGAGAGAGAGAGAGAGAGAGAGAGAGAGAGAGAGAGAGAGAGAGAGUAUUGCGCAUACAAAAGCUGAGAGAGAGAGAAAGAGAGAGAGAGAUAGAGGGAGAGAGAGAAUAUUGCGCAUACAAAAGCUGAUAACCAAAAUCAAGAAGAAGAAGAAGAAGAAGAAGAAGACAAAAAAACAAAAAACAAAGGGCAAUGGAAGAGGAGGGCUUCUUGUCGCACAGGUUGAAGUUAAUGGUGAUGUCUUUGUUGGUGUUGGUGUUUCUGCACAAGGUUUUGAACAUGCUAUGGUGGAGGCCAAGAAAGAUUGAACAACAUUUCAGAAAGCAAGGGAUCAAGGGUCCUCCUUACAUAUUUUUGAUAGGAAAUGCAAAGGAAAUAGUGAGCCUAAUGUUGAAGGCAUCUUCUCAGCCUAUGCCUCUCUCUCAUAACAUCCUCCCAAGGGUCCUCUCUUUCUAUCAUCAUUGGAGAAAAAUCUAUGGUGCAACAUUUCUAAUGUGGUUCGGGGCAACGGUUCGGCUCACCGUUUCGGAUCCGGACCUCAUCCGAGAAAUAUUCACCUCCAAAUCCGAAUUCUAUGAGAAAAAUGAGUCUCACCCGCUUAUUAAACAGCUUGAAGGUGAUGGACUUCUUACCCUCAAAGGAGAAAAAUGGGCUCACCAUAGGAAAAUCAUUACUCCUACCUUCCACAUGGAAAAUCUCAAAUUGUUGAUACCAGUGGCGGCAAACAGUGUGAGUGAUAUGUUGGACAAAUGGGUGGCAAUGUCGGAUUCGGGCGAGGUGGAAAUUGAAGUCUCCGAAUGGUUCCAAACCUUGACAGAAGACAUCCUAACUAGGACAGUGUUUGGUAGCAGCUAUAAAGACGGAAAAGCCAUUUUUCGACUACAAGCGCAGCUUAUGGCGCUCACAUCCGAGGCAUUUCAAAAGGUUUUCAUCCCUGGUUAUAGGUUCCUACCCACGAGAAGGAACAUGAAGUCGUGGAAACUGGACAAGGAAGUCAAGAAAUCUCUCGUAAAUCUCAUAGAGAGGAGGAGGAGGGAGAAUUGUUGCAACAAGACGCAAGAGGCCGGAGGCCCGAAGGAUUUGUUGGGACUUAUGAUUCGAGAGAGUUGGAAGGAAAUGGAAAUGGAUUCAAAUUCCUCUCCAUCGGCGAAGAUCAUGACGGUACAUGACAUGGUCGAGGAGUGCAAGACGUUCUUCUUCGCCGGGGAGCAAACGACGUCGAAUUUGAUGACGUGGGCGACAGUUUUGCUGGCUAUGCACCCCAAGUGGCAGGAGCUGGCACGUGAGGAGGUGCUCCAGGUGUGCGGGGCACGUGAUGUUCCCUCCAAAGAUGACAUUCCCAAGCUUAAGACGCUGAGCAUGAUUCUCAAUGAGACCUUGCGGCUCUACCCGCCAAUUGUGGCGACAAUCAGACGGGCAAAAGCAGAUGUUGAACUUGGGGGAUGCAAGAUCCCAUGUGGGACCGAGCUUCUGAUACCGAUCCUAGCCGUUCAUCACGAUCAAGCCAUAUGGGGCAACGAUGCCAAUAAAUUCAACCCCGCUCGAUUCUCCAAUGGAGUGGCCCGCUCGGCCAACCACCGGGUGGCGUGGAUCCCGUUUGGCCUCGGGAUCCGCACUUGCAUCGGGCAAAGCCUCGCGAUCCUACAGGCCAAGCUUACGCUCGCGAUCAUGUUGCAGCGCUUCUCUUUUACCUUAGCCCCGCAUUAUCAACAUGCGCCAACGGUUCUGAUGCUCCUUUACCCGCAACACGGCGCACCAAUCAUCUUUCGACGUCUGGUUGAUCCCAUGAUUGAUGAAGAUCAAGGGUCCUAAAUUUCCAUCAGAUAAAGUGCCUAUCCUUAGUGUGUGGGCGCACAAAAUUUUUGCACUCCAGUGACCAAAAUAUCAUCCAUUGUUGCAUUAAUUUUUAGGAUAUCCAUUUUAAGUUCCAUUUGAACAUAUAUUAUACUCUGACCCCCACAUUGUCAUGCUCAAGUGUUUUGCCAAAAAUGUGUAGAUACGGCAUAUAUGUAACGUUUUACGACAGGUGUUUAAGUCAACUUACUCGGACCUCGACUUUUCCCUGAGGACCAAUUUCGCCGCCUACUUGCAGUGUAUACUAGUUUUAGGAUAUACAUUUAGUUAAGAGUGGCUAAUUGCGCUCUCUCUCUCUCUCUCUCUCUCUCUCUCUCUCUCUCUCUCUCUAUCUAUCUAUGAAUGUAAUGUACUUAACACACGACUUUGUAAUAUUAUGCGUUUGAUAAUGUAAAAUACAGUUGUUUGUGAAGAUUUA